AUGGCCGCUCCGCCGCCCGCCGAGCCCCCGGUGCCCCCCGGCCGGCGCUGCCCGUCGCUGCUCGCCGUGGAGCCGCUGCUGUUCUUGACCACCGUGUCGCUGGGGCUGCAGGGCCCGCUGGCCACCCAGUACCUGUGGGACCGGCUGGGAGCCGAGCACGGCUACAGCGACCGCAACAGCUCCGAGUCCACCGGCUGCGGGGACGGCAACGCUACCGCCGACCCCCUGCGGCAGGAGGUGGAAGCCCUGGUGUCCCACUGGAACCUCUACAUCAACCUGGGCGGCUUCUUCGCCAGCCUGUUCUCCGUGACUCUCUUCGGCCCGUGGAGCGACAGCGUGGGCCGGCGCCCGGCGCUCAUCCUGCCGACGGCGGGCAUGGCCCUGCAGACGGCCAUCUACCUGCUGGUCAUGCACCUGGAGCUGCACGUCGCCUUCUUCCUCCUGGGGCGCAUCGUGAGCGGCCUCACGGGCGACUACAGCCUGAUCCUGGCCAGCUGCUUCUCCUAUGUGGCCGACACCAGCGAGCGGCGCGUGCGGACGUUCCGCGUGGCCGUGCUCGAGGCGUGCCUGGGCACCGCCGGCAUGGUGGCCAGCAUCGGCGGUGGCCAGUGGCGCAAGGCCCAGGGCUACAUCAACCCCUUCUGGCUGGCCUUUGCCUCCAGCCUUGCUGCCACUCUCUACGCCGCUUUCCUCCUCCGGGAGUCGGUGAAGCAGAGGAAGGAGACCAAGCUGUUCACGCUCAGCCACUACAAGGCCGUGUACAGGCUGUACAGGGCGCCGCAGCAGCCCGGCUCCAGGUGGAAGCUGGCUCUGUACUCCCUGGCUUUCUUUCUGAUUGUCACGGUGCACUUUGGAGCCAAGGACCUUUAUGUUUUGUACGAGCUCGGCUUCCCUCUUUGCUGGGCUUCCGACCUCAUCGGGUACGGCUCGGCCGCCAGCUACCUGGCUUACCUGAGCAGCCUGGCGGGGCUGAGGCUGCUGCAGCUCUGCCUCGAGGACACCUGGGUGGCAGAGAUAGGGUUGAUCUCCAACAUUGCUGGCCUGGUGGUGAUUUCCCUUGCUACCACAACGCCGCUGAUGUUUACAGGUUAUGGAAUUUUGUUCCUUUCCAUGGCACCCACUCCAGUCAUCAGAUCCAAGCUCUCCAAGCUGGUCAGUGAGACAGAACAGGGUGCUCUCUUUGCUUCUGUUGCCUGCGUGCAGGGGCUGUGCUCACUCGUGGCUACAGGAGUGUUCAACUCUCUCUACCCUGCCACCUUGCACUUCAUGAGGGGAUUCCCAUUUCUCUUUGGGGCUAUAAUCCUCCUAAUUCCAGCAGCUAUCCUUGGGUGGAUACAAAUCUGGGAUUCAAAGCACGACUACAACAACUUCCAAGAUGCUUCCCUGUCCCCUACAAAAGACUGAAUUUAACAACAGAGGAAUUGGCCAGCACAGCAGUGUCCACCUGAAGAUUGCCCUUUAUCCUUCCCCCAAAGGACAGAUCAGUGUGGGAGGGACACCCUGCUUGUCCUUACUAAAUUUUAAAUGCCAAA
This is a messenger RNA of Hirundo rustica (Barn swallow), 1532 nucleotides long. RefSeq names its product solute carrier family 46 member 1 (gene SLC46A1). Bases 1 to 1404 code for a protein of 467 amino acids. Gene Ontology annotation, molecular function: transmembrane transporter activity. The record is from RefSeq and is a predicted model, not a curated record. Gene Ontology annotation, biological process: transmembrane transport. Gene Ontology annotation, cellular component: plasma membrane. NCBI's taxonomy places the organism in Eukaryota, Metazoa, Chordata, Aves, Passeriformes, Hirundinidae. The transcript is spliced from 5 exons.